This is a messenger RNA of Daphnia pulicaria, 4896 nucleotides long. RefSeq names its product fibroblast growth factor receptor 4-like. The coding region runs from base 583 to 3165 and encodes 860 amino acids. Gene Ontology annotation, cellular component: membrane; signaling receptor complex. The transcript has 14 exons. Lineage: Eukaryota; Metazoa; Arthropoda; Branchiopoda; Diplostraca; Daphniidae. The record is from RefSeq and is a predicted model, not a curated record. Gene Ontology annotation, biological process: protein phosphorylation; multicellular organism development; positive regulation of kinase activity. Gene Ontology annotation, molecular function: ATP binding; fibroblast growth factor receptor activity.
GGUAAAGGCGAGAGUUGGUUCAGUCUGCGUCGAGAUCGCGUACAGUACGGACACACAUCGAUUCCAUUUCUCUUCACAUUUUUCCCCACCGUCUUCUAUCUUUAGAUUGACAAAUAGAAAACAUUUGGAAAAAAGACGAGUAGAAGAAAAUUAAAAAAGUUCUAUGUGUGUGUGUGUGUGAAUUGACCCCCUUUUUUCGUGCGUGGCAAGUUGUGAGUGUGACGAGUUGGUCGACAUUGUAAGUGAACGUGUUGAGAGACAUCAGCAGACAGAAAAAGUGUUUGGGAAAUAUUGGAAGAACCUGCUGACCUUAUUGUUACUUUCCAUUUUCGUACGGAUAUUUCUUUUUUUGAACCUCCGAGACUUGCAAAUCCUCGCGGCGACAAGAGAAGUUGACGCUGCAUCAUCAAAUGACAACUGUCCGUGAUCAAGCACAUCAGAUGUUUUGAUUGGAGGCAGCGCGUCGCGCCCUUUUGGAUUUUUUCCUUUUAUCUUUUCAUCCCGACUUGUUUUGCUGCUGCUUCUUCCACCCCUUGGAUUUCUGAUUGCCCCUGAAGAAGGCCGCGCCGUACCCAAAAGAAGAUGGACCGGAUACUCUUGUUGUCUGCCUUGAUCCUGUUUGCCGCCUCAGUCAAUCGCGCCGCACCGACACAGCAGCGACAUGAAGAAGUGGAAGUCUACGAAGGAGACACGGUCAAGUACGAUUGUCCGUCUGGACUAACUCAACUGGCUGGCCAUGGUGUCGAAUGGUACCACAACGACGUCCGAGUGGAUCCCCGCCAGCACUCACGCAUUCGAUAUGCCAAAAAGAAGAAUUCAAUCACCAUAACGUUCGUCGAGUCUAGCGAUGGAGGAGCCUGGUCUAUCCGCCCCAAAAGCGUCCGAUUGAUGGAUCCAGCUCCUAAAAUGACCCCUUGGUGUAACUUCACCGUCAUCGUCAAGAUGGACGAUGAUGAUGUCGAUGCCGCAGCCGCCGAAGAGUUGCAGAGCGACCAGGCCGAUGACGACUACCAUCCGCACUUGUUUAGCACGCCAUCGCUUCAUCCCGAAGAGGAAGAAAGUGAUUUCCCAAUGGCUGACGACGACGUCUCGGGUUCCACCACUUUGGCCGCUGACGGUAAGCCUCAGUCUCCGAGUUUCAUCCGCAUCAAGAAAAUGGAAGCCUUCAUGUCUCAAGUGAAGCCUGCCGGAUCCACCGUCACUUACAAGUGCCCAGCUGAUGGAUACCCCAAACCGGAGAUAGUGUGGACGAAGGACGGCGGUCCGAUCAAACGCCACCUGGGCUCGGCCAAGUUGCAAAAAUGGUCGCUGGAGCUGGAGGAGGCCACCACCUACGAUUCGGGAAACUACACUUGCACCGUGUCCAACUCGCACGGCUCCGUCUCGUUUACUUUCAAACUUCUCAUUCAAGAACGCUUCCAUCACAAGCCGGUGAUUAGCGACGAGCUGAAGAAUACAACGGCCAAGGAAGGCGAAAUAGUCACGCUGGUCUGCCGCGUCACGUCGGAAUUGCAUCCUCAUUUCAUCUGGAUUAAACACUACCAAGUGAAUGGCUCCUGGGAAGACGAGGAAAAGAAGCCUUAUUACCGGCGCAUCUACCCAACUCAGUUGGAUGAAGACGGCGAGGUAAAUAACGAUCAUCAAGUGCUGCGACUAGAGAACGUGACUAAAGAGGAUGCCGGAUGGUACACGUGCAUGGCCGGCAACAGUUUGGGCAUGUCAUACCGCAGCGCUUGGCUCACUGUCGUGGAUCCAGAAGAGGAAUCACCGUCCAUCGAUCAUUUAUUGGAAGGAGGUCUCCAUCAUCUACAAGAUCAGAAAGUAGUGAUUAUCUUGGCUUCCGUCCUCGGCUCAAUCGUGCUGGCCUUUGUCGUUCUCUUUGCCAUUGCUUUCCGCAAAAGAUACAGUCGUCAAAAACGUAACAAGUUCAUGGCCCUGGAAACAGCUCACUGCAUUGCGCCCUGUACCAAAAAAGUGAUUAUUGAGCAACGUUCGGCCGUCAAUGGCGUAGGUGGGGGAAUUCACGAGCCGCUGCUCUUUCCCGUCAUCAAAAUCGAGAAGCAUCGUUCAAGGCUGGGCACGGACAUUGGAUCCGUUUCUGAAUACGAACUACCUCUGGAUACGCGAUGGGAAUUUCCGCGCCAAGACCUGCAAUUGGGAAAAUCGCUGGGCGAAGGAGCUUUCGGCCAUGUGGUUCAGGCUCAGGCCAACGGAAUUAUUGAAAAGAACUCUGUCUCGACUGUCGCUGUCAAAAUGCUCAAAGAAGGCCACACGGACACGGAAUUGAUGGAUCUCGUCUCCGAAAUGGAGAUGAUGAAGAUGAUCGGUACACACGUCAAUAUUCUCAAUCUGCUCGGUUGCUGCACCCAGGAUGGUCCGCUAUACGUCAUCGUGGAAUUUGCUCCGUACGGCAAUUUGCGUGACUUUUUACGCCAACAUCGCCCCAGUUCUGGAUAUGAGCGCGCCAUUGGACAACUAGGAUUAGGGAAGCUUGGUAAUACGUCAUACGAACACCCGAUUGAGUUUAACAGCACUGGUCGAAUGGGUCAGGACACUCUGACGCACAAAGAUCUCAUCUCGUUCGCUUACCAAGUGGCCCGUGGAAUGGAUUACCUUGAAUCGAAAAAGUGUAUUCACCGCGACUUAGCCGCCAGGAACGUGUUGGUCAGCGAAGAUUGCGUCCUGAAGAUUGCCGAUUUUGGUUUGGCCCGCGACGUGCACAUGCACGAGUAUUAUCGCAAGACGACUGAUGGCCGCCUGCCUGUCAAGUGGAUGGCGCCAGAAGCUUUGUUUCAGCGCGUCUACACAAGCCAGUCGGACGUCUGGUCUUUCGGCAUUCUCCUCUGGGAGAUUAUGACCCUGGGCGGCACGCCUUAUCCGUCUGUACCCAAUAUCGAGCGACUCUUCCAGCUCUUGCGCGAUGGCCAUCGCAUGGAGAAGCCAGUAUCUUGCUCACUUGAAGUGUAUUUGCUGAUGCGUGAAUGCUGGCAAUACAAUCCCAUGGAGCGGCCCACUUUCAGCGAAUUGGUUGAAGAUUUAGAAAGAAUCUUGAAACUCACUUCAAAUGAGGAAUAUUUGGAGUUGGGUUUUGAAUCUCCCGAGACACCGCCCAGCAGUCGCGAAAAUUCAGACUGUCGAACGCAGUUUGUCGUCUCGACGGUCUGAUUACCCUUUCUUCCUUCCUUCUAAAAGAAAUCAGCCUUCCCUUUCCAACUUUCUUUUGCUUGGCCUAUUCCGCCACCGUCUUCUCCAGCCUUUUUCUGCCGAUUAGGGCGGUCUAUGGAUGAGACCCCCUGAACUCCGACGCCAAAUGAGAAGGAGGAAGCAAAGAAGAGGAAGAAGAGGACGCCAACAUCGAUAUAAAAAAAAUGCAGAGAAACGGCGUGACCACCUAUGACCUGCAGAAAUCGUUACCACCAUCAGGUUGAGCACUCACUCGACUGUCUGCGAUCAAAUCAAUUUCCGGCGUACUACGCCCCCUAACCUUCAAGGAGCACAGCUUCACUUAAAAGUGUGUCGCGUUCUACGGAUGUGCGCCUACCAACUUAGUAAAAAAUAACGUUCCAAGUUGGGCGUGCCAUGUGGAAACGUGCCUUGCAUGAUGAACAAAAGUUGCAAAUCGAAAAGGCUCGAGUGGUUUAGUCUCAGGAAAGGAAGAAAGAAGAUAGGGAAGGUUAAAAACGAAGAAAGGAAAAGUAAAAGAGUAAUUUUUGUGCUGUGACCAACUGCUUGCUGGAUUCAAAGUUUUGCCCGGAUUCGACGAGAACCAUCUAGCGUCCAAUCUAUUCUCUACUCAAUUUCCAAACAAAUUUGGAAGAAGAUGGAAAAUGAAAAAAAAAAAAAGAAGAAUUCUCUCGUGCCUUCUCAAUACGCAAUUAAUGUGUAUGUGGUGAUCCCGUUCUCAAAUCGCGCGCGGUGGACACGCAUUCAUUCAGUGCGUUGAUUUUAGUUGUUUGAUUUUGUUUUUUCCCCAUUUUUUUUUUUUGCAACUCCUAGUCACACGUUUGUUCAUUUAUGAGAGCCUGAUUGAUUCGAUUAAAGAAAUGGGAGGGAAAAAAACCGCAUUCGAGUCAGCAUUCGUUCGAUGUCUGAACUUGGGCUUUUUGUUGCAUCAACAUACAUUACAUAAACAUAGAAAUUUCGAUUGUCAAUUGAAUCAUCAUUUUAUAUUAUACAUAAAAACUCUGGCCUCGAAAAAGGUCCGUCGACCGUUUAUUCUUGUGUGCCUUCUGUUUGUUUAUUUUUCAAUGUCAUGUACAGUUUUCGUCUGUUUGUAUAUGUAGAAGACCCAGUCGUAUCCCCUGUUUCUGGUGAUUCCUCUCUCUCUUCAGCUGGCCACUUUGUCUCUUUCUUGCCCCUUGAAAACAAACGACAAAAAAGAAGAAGAAAGGGAAACGUGUGAAUAACAUUUAUCAAAAAAAGAUACUUUAAUAAUUCGAUUAUCCAACAUUAUCCAAUCAAGUCGCACGUUUGCCUGUUAGCCUAAAGCUGGAAUACCCAAUAUUCAAUUUAAAAAUAACUAAGAAAUAACAAAACUCAUUUUUCUCCUUAUUUUUCUCCGCUGUAUCGUUUUCCAUUUGUGUGUCGAUUCCAUCGCCAUAUGCCCAACAUCUAUUUCGUCAAUUAACUUAUUAUGCCCCACACAUAAUCCCAUUUCCCCCGUUUUUUCUUUGGUUUAUCUGUGUUUGCGUUUGUUUCUUCUUCUCGGUUGAUCCACAUGUUUUUCUUCCGACACAUAUGUGCGGACAAUCGUCCAAUUCGCCAACAUUACAAAGAAAUACAAUUACAAAUUUACUUCUCUGCAGAGAAUCAGAAAAGAAAAGCUUGUUUUUUUCAUGUCCUGGUCUUGGGUAAGAAUACAUAAGAUGUCCCAUUUGGUGGGACGGUGUAACAGUA